AUAUUAAAAAGGAAAACGAAAAAAAAAAAUCAGCUCUUAGAUUGGGUAAUGUGUAAACAAAGUCAUUUCAACAUACUCCUACUCGUCUAAAACAGCAAAAUUGUGAUUGAAAUUUGAUUCAACUUAGAAUUUUGGUUGAAAAUUUAUAGAACCACUGAUUCUUCAAUGCAGCAUUUAGGUUCAGCAUCUAGAUUUCAAUUUCCCAAGAACAUUCAACUCUCGCUCCGUUGGGGUUUCUGAACUCAACUGACUUGAAGCCUGCUCAGUUGUUGCAGAAAUGGCGUGGAAUCUGAUCUUUUGGUUCAUCUCUUUCUGUUUUAACAUCGCCCUCCUCGUCCUCAACUUUUAUCAGCUUUUGGUAUUAACGGAUUUGGAGGCAGACUAUUUGAACAUCUAUGAUUCAUCAUCUCGCAUUAAUAAACUUGUCCUUCCGGAGUUUUUAGUGCAAGGAGUAUUUUGCUCUCUUUUCCUCUUCACAGGCCAUUGGUUCAUGUUUCUUAUAACAGUCCCUGUUACCUGCUAUCACAUAAAUUUAUUCUUGAAGAGGGAGCACCUUAUUGAUGUCACCGAGGUGUUUAGAGCUCUUAAGCGUGAGAAGUAUUUCCGUUUGGCCAAGCUUAUCUUCUACUUGCUUCUUUUCCUCAUAGUAAUUUUCAGGCUUACUUUGUCUGCAUUCAACUCUUUAUCUGACGAAGACGAUGUCCUACAUUUAUUUUGAUUGCCAUUUUGAUAUCCGAAGUUUGUAUUACGGGUUCUAUGGUGCGUCAGAUUGAUAUUUAUGUGGGAAUUAAACGAAGGAAUGAAUUUGGACUCGGCAACUUCAAGCACAUUCAAUGGGUUUUCUCAAUUCCCAUUCUUUAGUUUGGUAGGCUUCAGUAGCAAUCUCAUUGACUUACACCUAAGGAAUCCUUGUAUGUAGAGGAUAGCAUUGUAGGCAUAUUAUAUGAUUUGAUUUGUUUUGGUACCUUUCUUAACUCACUGCUAAGUCUGAGGGAUCUUCAAGAUUAGGGUUAUUUUUAUCAUUUUUGGAAUAUCAACUCGUUUCAAGUUUUAGUGUUCUUGUAAGGAUUGAAAUGCUUUUGAUCGUUCAAUGCCUAACAAAUGUAUCAA
Messenger RNA from Cucumis melo (muskmelon), 1110 nucleotides. RefSeq names its product protein cornichon homolog 1. The coding region runs from base 278 to 718 and encodes 146 amino acids. The transcript is spliced from 4 exons. NCBI's taxonomy places the organism in Eukaryota, Viridiplantae, Streptophyta, Magnoliopsida, Cucurbitales, Cucurbitaceae. Gene Ontology annotation, biological process: vesicle-mediated transport. The record is from RefSeq and is a predicted model, not a curated record.